UGUUCGGUGUGUUGCUGUCGCUGUUGGAAGAACUCUGUCUGUGCAUCGGCGGGAGUAGCUAACCAGGCGAGAACCAGAGUUAGUUAGAGAACCGGACUUAACGGCUGGCGUGCAUUAGUGUCAAGCAUGGCCUAACUGGUGAUGGUUCAACGCCGCCUACAUGUUUAUUACCUACCGAGCAACUCGUUCCAGUAGCCAUGCGUGACACAGCAGCCUCUAAUGAGCAGUCUCUCCAGUUUGGCCCCAAGGGUGCAGCUUCCCAGAUGAUGGCUCAAACCUUAGCCUGCCAAAUAAGGUUUCAGUGUCCACCUGACUGUUCAUGUUCAGUAAUAAGUGUAGUGGCCUCAAGAUGGUGUGGUGGGUUGUCAAACUAGUGGUUUGGGCAGAUGUUCUUAAUUUAGUGAAGAUUUCCUUCUGGCUGAUUGAGAAUGGCUUCACUGUGCUGAUUGCUGCAUGUGAUACUUUUCGGGCGGGUGCAGUGGAGCAGCUGUGGAAACACCAACAACGGCUCAACUCCCUGCACCCACCAGAACAGCAUGGAGGUCGCACUGCCAUCCAACUGUUUGAGAAGGGUUAUGGCAAGGAUGCUGCUUGUCUUGCAAGGGAAGCUAUUGCAUAUGCUCGUAAACACAGUUUUGAUGUUGUUCUGGUUGACACGGCUGGGCGUAUGCAGGAUAACGCCCCACUGAUGACUGCUCUGGCUAAGCUUAUAGCUGUCAAUACCCCAGACCUGGUGCUGUUUGUAGGAGAGGCCCUGGUGGGCAAUGUGGCUGUGGAUCAGCUGGUUAAAUUUAAACAGGCACUGGCAGAUUGCUCUGUCUGAUCACCCAAAACUGCAUUGUUCUCACCAAGUUUGACACUAUUGAUGACAAAGUUGGUGCUGCAAUUUCCAUGACCUACACCACAGGUCAGCCCAUUGUUUUUGUGGGUACUGGACAAACAUACAGUGACCUGCGCAGCCUCAACGCCCAAGCUGCAGUGAAUGCGCUUAUGACGGCCUGAUAGCCUACUGAUUUAUGCCACAGCACUGGUUCUGAAUAGCUGGUAUAACACUCCUAGUUGUCCUUCCAACCAAGGAACAAUUUUUUUCAGAUGAUUGAUCCCUGAAGUUUCAGCCUUUGUUGCUGAAUUGUCUUACAAAAUGCUCUUUAACAUAGAUUGGCUUAUAGUUCUGUUGAAUUUAUUGAUGGAGUUCUGACUGAAAAGCCUCAACUCUUAUCUAGACUCUCUUAACAGGCCUCUCUGUUCCCCAAGAACAUGAAUAUAAUGAAAGAUAUAACCUUCAGAUCAGGUAAAUUCAGCACUUACAUUUGAGGUUUUUAUAUCCACUAGAGGGAAAUAAUGAAAUGUUUUCAGAGGUUUAAAUGUGACUAAGGUGUUACAAGGUCAUUUGACAUGGAGUAGCUCCAGGACCAAACCCACUGUAGUGGGGUGACUGCCUUGCUUUCAUAGCCAGCUGACACCAGUGCUUAUGAAAAUCCCACCACUGCUAAUGCCAGCCUUCAUUCCAGUCUGUUUAUUACAGCAUUCAAAUCUUCACUCUUUCACACAUAGAUGAGCUUUAUUCAGUCUGGGAAAUGGAACAUGUCUUUAUUUUUGGCAAAUUGAAAAAACAUCAUUAUUUCUGUACUUUGUCCUUUUUUUUCUUGCUCUGUAUAGCAGGGCAGCCCAAGUAUUCCUCUGUCUUGCUAUCUGUCUCAAAUUCAGUUCCAUGAUGCAUUUCAAUGCAUUGUGUCUACAUUUCUUUUUGGUACAUUGCAGCUGGGUUUUUAAAUAUACAGGUUGAGUCAAAAGUCACAGGACCUUUUAUUUUUUUAUGCUGUCACAAGCCUCCACGAUGUGGUGUUGAUGAUGGUGUUUGUUGCGGAUUUUCUCAGCAUACACAAUUUGUUUGUGAUGACCCCAGAGAAGUCGAUGAUAAAAUAAAAAAUAAUAAAAUGUGUGCUGUGACUUUUGACUUGCCCUAUAGACAAACCAGCCAUACAUCUUAGCCUUUUUGCUCCAAAUGCCAUCUUUCCCAACUUCCAGUAAUGCACAAAUGAUCCAUUUGAAUGUUUAGCCUCAUUAGGCCUUCACGUGUAAUUUGAAAGGCAUUUCUAUCUAAAUAGAUAUGAAUUGCAGGAUUUUUCGAAGGCCAGCACUGCUACUACAACCCUUAGUCCCAAAAUUGGGACACUGUGCUAAAUGUAAAUAAAAAUGGAAUGCAAUGAUGUGUAAAUGUUUUAAACCCUAUAUUUGAUUUAAAAUAUAUGUUGAAACUGAGAAAUUAAAACAUAUAUGCCUAUUUUGAUACCAGCAAUAAGUUUCAAAUAAGUCAGGAUGGGGGGCUUUUUUUACCAUUGUGCUGUUUCACCUCUUCUUUUAACAACCCUUUGUAAGCAUUUGGGAACUGAGGAGACCAAUUGAUGUUUAGGGGUCUCCUUUGUUCUAUUUUUCAUUUCAUAAUGCGCAAAUGUUUUCAGUGGGUGACAAGUCUGGACUGCAGCCGUUAAGCACCAAGACUCUUGUACUACAGAGUCAUGCUGUUGUAAUAUGUGCAAAAUGUGGUUUGUCUUGCUGAAAUAAGCAAGGCCUUCCUUGAAAAAAACAUCUAGAUGGCAGCAUGUUACUCCUGUAUAUGUCAUUUAAUAUUAAUGGUGCUUUCACAGAUGUGCAAGUCAACCAUGCCAUGUUCACUAAGGCCCCGCAAACCAUCAUGGAUGCUGGCUUUUGGACUGUACACUGAUAAGAUGAAUAGUCCCUCUUGUCUUUAGCCCGGAGGACACAGUGUCCAUAAUUUCCAAAAAGAAUUUCAAAUUUUGAUUUGUUGGAACACAGGAUACACUUUGACUCAGACCAUCUUAAAUGAGCUUGAGCCAGAACAG
Pygocentrus nattereri (red-bellied piranha) is the source of this 2864-nucleotide messenger RNA. Its product is annotated as signal recognition particle receptor subunit alpha-like. NCBI's taxonomy places the organism in Eukaryota, Metazoa, Chordata, Actinopteri, Characiformes, Serrasalmidae. Gene Ontology annotation, molecular function: signal recognition particle binding; GTP binding; GTPase activity. The transcript is spliced from 7 exons. Gene Ontology annotation, cellular component: endoplasmic reticulum membrane. Bases 320 to 823 code for a protein of 167 amino acids. Gene Ontology annotation, biological process: SRP-dependent cotranslational protein targeting to membrane. The record is from RefSeq and is a predicted model, not a curated record.